This is a messenger RNA of Mauremys mutica (yellowpond turtle), 4353 nucleotides long. RefSeq names its product AGBL carboxypeptidase 4 (gene AGBL4). Lineage: Eukaryota; Metazoa; Chordata; Testudines; Geoemydidae. Gene Ontology annotation, biological process: proteolysis. Gene Ontology annotation, molecular function: metallocarboxypeptidase activity; zinc ion binding. The coding region runs from base 501 to 2042 and encodes 513 amino acids. The transcript has 17 exons. The record is from RefSeq and is a predicted model, not a curated record.
GCAACACCGGCCCAGCCCCCACCCCCACCCCGCGCAGCGCCUCUGCCGCGGGCCUGCAGGGGGCCGGGCGUCCGCGCGAGCACCCGCCCUUGCCCCCGCCGGGACGUUGCUGACCCCGUGGCAAGGGGGGAGGAGUGAGGGACUCCCCUGGCUGUGACGUGUGUUGCCAUGGUGACGCCCGGGCAGCGUCUCACUCCGUGUGGAGCGGCCGGGGGACGACAACAAACAUGGCGGAGAGGAGCAAGACGGCAGAGCCGGGUAAUAAAGUGGAGGAAUUGCCAGGCUGUUAGGGAAACUACACAGUCAUAGCCAGUGGGGAAAAAUUGGGUCAGUUGCUUGUGGAGCUUCAGUGCUGCUAUUAGGUAGUGACUUAGGAAGUGAUGAUAUCAUAGCAGGGAAUGUAAGCAAAUAUGCCGUUCUCCCAGCUGGUUACUAUGGACAGCCUAAAAAAGGACAUCUUAUAUUUGAUGCCUGUUUUGAAAGUGAAUUAGGGAGAAGAUAUGAGAAGUCUUUCCAGAACAGAUCAAACUAUCAAUCCACAGCUGGUCCAGUGGAUUAUCAGCACUGUGAUGUUCUACCAUGUUCAUCCUUCACCUAUCUGGGCCAAUAAAGGUAACCUUGGACGUGUGGAUCACAUCACAGAGUUUGAGUAUGACCUGUUCAUUAGGCCGGAUACCUGUAACCCACGCUUUCGAGUUUGGUUCAACUUCACUGUUGAAAAUGUGAAAGAGUCACAGAGGGUAAUUUUCAACAUUGUCAACUUCAGUAAAACAAAGAGCCUCUAUCGUGAUGGAAUGACUCCUAUGGUGAAAUCCACAAGCAGACCAAAAUGGCAAAGGCUGCCACCUAAAAAUGUAUAUUACUAUCGCUGUCCAGACCACAGAAAGAACUAUGUGAUGUCAUUUGCUUUCUGCUUUGACCGGGAGGAUGACAUUUUCCAAUUUGCCUAUUGCUAUCCGUACACAUAUACUCGGCUCCGACACUAUCUCGACAACUUACAAAGGAGGAACAUGGACUACUUUUACAGAGAAUUGCUGGGACUCAGUGUGCAACAACGGCAACUUGACCUGCUGACUAUAACCAACCCUGUAAACCUGCGGUCUGGAGCUGAGCAGAAAGUGGUGUUCAUCACUGCCCGUGUCCACCCUGGAGAAACUCCCUCUUCCUUUGUAUGCCAAGGUAUAAUUGACUUCCUCGUGAGCCAACAUCCCAUAGCCAAAGUACUGCGAGAUCACUUGGUCUUCAAGAUAGCACCAAUGCUUAAUCCUGAUGGGGUAUAUCUAGGAAACUACAGGUGCUCCUUGAUGGGGUUUGAUUUAAACCGGCACUGGGUGGAUCCGUCUCCCUGGGCUCAUCCCACGCUGCAUGGAGUAAAACAGCUCAUCGUUCAGAUGUACAACAAUCCGAAAAUUAGCCUGGAGUUCUAUAUUGACAUCCACGCCCACUCCACCAUGAUGAAUGGCUUCAUGUAUGGGAACAUCUUUGAAGAGGAAGAAAGAUUUCAGAGACAAGCUAUUUUCCCGAAGCUACUCUGUCAGAAUGCUGAAGAUUUCUCCUUUUCUAGCACGUCCUUCAACCGUGAUGCUGUGAAGGCAGGGACAGGACGACGCUUCCUUGGCGGCUUAUUGGACCAUUCUUCUUAUUGCUAUACUCUGGAAGUCUCGUUCUACAGCUACAUCCUUGGAGGAACUACUUCUACUGUCCCCUAUACAGAAGAAGCCUAUAUGAAGUUAGGGAGAAAUGUGGCCAGAACAUUCUUGGAUUACUACCGGCUAAACACCAUAUCAGAGAGACCACUGGCACCUAUCCCCAACACACGGACUCCGGCCUCAUUCAGUGCACAAGAUAGACCUGUUCUGGGGAUGAAUCAGGGUUGUGUGGUCUGUAGGACCCCUGCACCAUUUGUUGCAGAACUUGGAAGGAAAGAAAAAAUGCCCCCCUUCAAAUGUGCCACCCGGCGGGGCCCGGGGAAUAGCCACGCAGGCCGCAAGCUAGAGAAGAGAAGCCAGACGAAUCCUACGGAGCACUCCCACUCGUCAUAAGGACAUUGAGAAGCAGGCACUGCGGAAGUGGAGUCUGAUCAGCCCCUUGUGGGGUUGAAAUUGGUCUUUCUUUUCCCCCCAGAUAAGUAAAAUAACAAAUAGUCAGGGCUGGGGUGGGGUGGCGGUGAAAUCAGCUAGAAAUGUUACUCUUGUUUUCUUUUUACCAAUGGUCAAUCAGUUCCAGGCCUUUUGGCGCAGCUCUGAAAAACGUGAACAGAUUGAUUCACAAAAAUCAUUAACUGUAGCUGAACAGCCGUUAGUUACAAAGCGGGGAGGAGGGACCCCCAAACCUCUCCCCCUCUGUCUUUAAAGGAGUCAUUGAUUCGCUGAGCAAACAAUUCAAAGCCCCCCAUCACCCAGGGCAAUGUCUACCCCGUUAGUGUAAAAUUCAGAAGGCUUUGUGCAAGUCUCGUGUGCUAUUGCAGUUACCGUGGGCUGUCGUGUAUAGAAAUAGCCCAAGGGGGGGGUAGGCAGGCAUGCUCCUGUGUACCCCGCUUUGUGCCAUCCUUCAUUUCCUGGCACACAUUUUUGCUCUUCCAUCAGAUCUUGUCAUGAGAGACUCCUGUAGCGCUGUUAAUUGAGAGAGACGCAGGCACACGGAUGUGUGUGUGAUGGUUCUCGCUCACAGAGCAUGAGCUGAGUUGGGAUGGGGGAGGAUGUGUGGUACCCAGGUAGGACCCUUGGGUGUCAUUAUUGUGCCUGCAGAAGCCAGUUCCUGGCAUUACGCUCACCAGCAGCCCAGGCUAGCCCCGUAGAAGAGGCAUCGUCUGUGUUCCCCAAGCAGCUGCUGGGUAUGUACGGGAAUACGCCCAGACCUGCCCCCAGUGCAAUACAAACUGUUGGCAGCAUUGAUUGGCCUCCCCCUCUUGGUUGCUUCAUGAUGGGGGUGAGGGGCAAAGCACAGAGGGACCCCCUGACUCUUCUUCCCCCCACCUCCACAAGCUAGUCUGGCCCAUCGUAUCUACGCACAUUGAAACUUGUGCUAAAAGCCAUCCCCAGCGGGCAGCCUCCUCCCCAGGCCUCAUGUGACUGACCUGACGUGUCCCUCUGCUUUUCAGGGAAAGCGAGUUGAAACUCUAGGCAAAAACCUGCUCACUGUUCCCUUCUGUGAUCACCUUCUGCAGGUUCUAUGGGGUUAUGAAACCAGAUGUUAGUGAUGGGGCUCGACCGCUCCAUUCCCGAAGUUUAGCUCUGGAUCUUAGGGCCAGAUUCUCAGCUGUUGAUCCCUGAUCCUGGGCUGGCCAUGGUGCUGAAAAGGCCCUAGGCAAAAUUGAAAGCAGCUUUAGUUUGUUACACUGGCUGCAGUUGUCUCACAUGGACUGCUGCGCUAGCUGGGCAGCUGGUAAAAGCGCUGGGCACUCCACCCCCCUCUGAAUAUCCUCAUCCUGCCCCCAGCGUGCCCCUGUCUGGUGAGUGUACGUGGCUCUAUGGGGUAUGAGGCUUCCCCUCUCAUAGGAGGAUGCUUGGCUGGCCCAUGCUUUCCACUUGCACUGACAAGGAAGCCCAGGGCAGAAGAUACGGCUUCGAGUUCUGCAGCUCGGGUACAGGUCUCACCCACAGCUAUCUGGUGAUGUUUGAAUAUACAGCCAAACCUACAGCCUGUGCAUCAGUUGUAUCCUCCCCCCGCCCCACACACAGCCUCAUGGUGGGUAUAAAUGAGGGCAGAAUAUGGCCCUGUUUGGAUCUGAAAAAGAAGCAAGUCCCAAGAAAGCGACAAAACUGUAAAUGCACAGAUGUUGUCAAAUACAAUCCAUCAACCUGAUUUUUUUUUUAAUUUCUGAGAAGGAGAGAGAUGGGAGAAUAGGAAACAGGUUGAGAACAAGAAAUAAGAUGACCCACGGGAAGGAAAAUGAUAAAAACAAACUCAAUAUUGUCAGCAUUUCAAGGUUACAGGGUUAAACUGUGUGCAUUUUUAAGGAGGGUAAAAUGCCUUAAUAUGAUGAAUACCAAUGUAUCUAAAAGGCACAGUGCUGCUUUCCUGGCUCUAUAAGCAGAGUAAUGAAUAGUGGGUGACAGCAUGAUAAUUAAAAUGACCUCUUGGAGAUAUGGAUUAGAAGGCACGCAGAGCGGGGAUAACUUGUCCUUUGAAUUAAUCUAGUGUUAAUUUAUUACUAUAGUUGGAUUUUAUAAGGUUUUAGUGGAAGACUUUCAAAGUUGGUUUACUUGGAGGGGAAAAAAUGUUCCCUUUGCAUGUUGAUUGAAACAAAACACUCACAGAAUUCCUUGGUGUUUCUUUCUGAAUGGCUCCAUGUAUCUAGGAUUUCAAGAUAUUCGUUGGAGAAUCUACUCUGGAAAGAAUGAAUAAAGUGAU